Molecule: messenger RNA, 2199 nt
Organism: Neofelis nebulosa (Clouded leopard)
Lineage: Eukaryota; Metazoa; Chordata; Mammalia; Carnivora; Felidae
Product: zinc finger protein 555-like
Exons: 4
Coding region: 155-2029 (624 amino acids)
Biological process (GO): regulation of transcription by RNA polymerase II
Cellular component (GO): nucleus
Molecular function (GO): DNA-binding transcription factor activity, RNA polymerase II-specific; RNA polymerase II transcription regulatory region sequence-specific DNA binding
Source: RefSeq, a predicted model, not a curated record
GAGCGCUUGCGGCCGCGUGGACGUGGCUCCGGGCAGGUCCCGGGGGCUCCUGCGCACCUGCCCGCGCGGACCCAGGUGUCUUCCUCUCACCUGCCCGGCCCUCGGGCCCGCGGGGAACACCUCUUCCCCGGAGAGCUCGGAGCCGGGCCCCGACAUGGACUCAGUGGUCUUUGAGGAUGUGGCUGUGGACUUUACCCUGGAGGAGUGGGCUUUGCUGGAUUCUGCUCAGAGGAAGCUCUACAGAGAUGUGAUGCUGGAAAACUUGAAAAACCUGGCCGCAGUGGAUGAUGAGACUCAAUUGAAGGCCAGUGGGUCUGUUUCUCAGCAGGAUGCUUAUGGGAAUAAAAUAUCCAAGGGAAACAAAUUGGCAAAGUUCACCAGAAAUGAAUCCUGGGCCUCCGUUUUAGGGAAAAUUUGGGAAGAACUCAGCACGGAAGAUCAGCCCACAAACCAGGGGAGACAUCUGAGAAAUCCUGUGGUGGAGAGACUCUCUGAAGGUAAUGGUCAGUGCAGGGAAGGCUCCAGUCAGAUUCCAAAUCUUAAUCUGUGUGAGAAAACUCUUUGCGGAGUUAAAGAGGAUGAAUGCAGUGAGUAUGAGAAAGUCUUCGGGUGUCCCUCCCUCGAGAGUCACAUCGCCAUGCACGCUGGACACAAAGCGUACCGGUGUCAGGAGUGUGGGCGGGCCUAUAGCUGUCAUGCACACCUAAGAAUGCAUGGGAGAACCCACAACAGAGAGAGAACCUACGCGUGUAAAUUAUGUGGAAAAACCUUUCCUCGUACCUCUUCCCUCAACCGGCACGUAAGGAUUCACACUGCUGAGAAAACCUAUGAGUGUCAGCAGUGUGGGAAAGCCUUCAUUGAUUUCUCAAGUCUUACUAGUCAUGUGAGAACUCACACUGGAGAGAAGCCAUAUAAGUGCAAGGAAUGUGGGAAAGCCUUCAGUUAUUCCUCAACUUUCCGGAGACACAUGAUAACGCACACUGGAGAGAAGCCCUAUAAAUGUAAGGAAUGUGGGGAAGCCUUCAGCUACUCCUCAACUUUUCGGAGGCAUAUGAUCUCACACACUGGGGAGACACCACAUAAAUGUAAGGAAUGUGGAGAAGCCUUCAGCUACUCCUCAGCUUUUCGCAGGCACAUGAUCUCACACACUGGAGAGAAGCCCUACGAAUGUAAACAGUGUGGGAAAACCUUUAUUUACCUGCAGUCCUUCCGGAGACACGAAAGGAUUCACACUGGAGAGAAACCCUACGAAUGCAAACAAUGUGGGAAAACCUUCAUUUAUCCCCAGUCCUUUCGAAGACACGAAAGGACUCAUGGUGGACAGAAGCCCUAUGAGUGCAGCCAGUGUGGGAAAGCCUUCAGCCAUCCCUCGUCCUUUCGAGGGCAUAUGAGAGUGCACACUGGGGAGAAACCUUAUGAAUGCAGUCAGUGUGGCAAAACUUUCAACUGGCCCAUCUCCUUACGAAGACAUAUGAGGACACACACCAGAGAGAAACCCUACGAGUGCAAACAGUGUGGGAAAGCCUUCAAUUUGUCUGCUUGCUUUCGAGAACAUGUGUGGAUGCAUCCAGGAGACAAGUCCUAUCAAUGCAAGCUAUGUGGGAAAGCGUUCUAUUGCCACAUAUCCUUACAGAAACACAUGAGAAGGCACACCGCAGAGAAACUCUAUGAAUGCAAGCAGUGCGGGAAAGCUUUCAGUUGGCCUGAACUCCUGCAGCAGCACGUGAGAACACAUACGGCGGAGAAGCCCUAUGAAUGUAAGGAAUGCGGGAAGGUCUUCAAAUGGCCGUCAUCCUUGCCGAUACAUAUGAGAGUGCACACUGGAGAGAAACCCUAUGAAUGUAAGGAGUGUGGGAAGGCCUUUAGUUGUUCCUCAUCCUUAAGAAGACAUGUAAGGAUACACACUACCGAGAGACACUACUUAUGCACUGCGGGAAAUUCUGCAGAUGAAUUCAUGCCCCAUGCUUCAGAAAAUCCACACCAGGAGAGAAAUCUGAUAAAAGUUGUAAAUAUGGUACUGCCUUUGUGAGAACCCCAUCAAAGUGGACCCAUGGGGUGUGCAUUUCCUGUUCUUUUACUGGAUAAAAACUUGGGUGCAGAAUAGCUCUCCAAGUACUCUUAGCUUUCAUACGAAAGUUUGCAAAUACUAUGUUUUCCCCUACAUUUCAGUAAAUAAACCUAUCUUUACAGUUUGUUGGA